This is a messenger RNA of Papaver somniferum (opium poppy), 2595 nucleotides long. RefSeq lists its product as uncharacterized. The transcript has 13 exons. The record is from RefSeq and is a predicted model, not a curated record. The coding region runs from base 355 to 2385 and encodes 676 amino acids. Lineage: Eukaryota; Viridiplantae; Streptophyta; Magnoliopsida; Ranunculales; Papaveraceae.
ACAUCUUUAACCACUUUACCAAAAAGAGCACUCGCCAAAUUAUUUUGUGCUUUAAAAGGGGCGUCUCCUUACCGGUGAAGCUGCUAAAGUCAUGAUCAAUAAGAGUUGCUUGAAGGUUGUGAAUGGCUUUGGAAGAGACUGAUAUUUCCAAGUCUGAUUGGAAAUUCCCCCAUCCAAAUAGAGACUUAAAAGCAAAUCUGCCGCUCUAGAAAGAGGGAAAACAUCAUCUUUUUUGGCGCCAAAUUUUCUCACACUCCCCCACAUUUGGUUAGGGUUCAAGGGUUUCAAAUUAAACAAUUGAUAAUUAGGAUUUCUCUUGAAAUUGAAAUGAAAACCCCUUAGAAAACUUUUAACAUGGCUACUUUUAUUGAUCCAAUCAUCACAGACAACAACAACAAUGGCGAAGCUGAAGCUGAAGAAGAAGAUGCAUUUCUUGGAUUCAUUGAUUACGCCAUUUCAAUUUUAACAUCUGAUGAAAAGAAUGACUCAGAUAGGGAUGUAGAAAGUAGUAACAAUUACACAGGUCCAUCUUGGAAUUGGAUUGUGUCUCGGAUCUUAAAAACUUGUUCUGCUUAUUCAAGUGGUGUUACUUCUGCUAUUCUCUUAUCUGAUCUUUCUCAGGCAUGGAAUGAACAAUCUCAAUUUGGGUUUUCGAAAAGGAAGCCAGAAUUGAUUACUCAAUUGCAAAAGAAACAUAGAAGAACACGGCUUCCUAAUGCUGUUACGAUUGACUCGAUAUAUGAGAAGAAUUUUUUGUCUACGAGUAGUAUUCUUGAAGCUGUUGUUCUCGAUGUGUUUGUGCUUCCAGGUACGAAUAUCUAUAUGAUCAGUUUGGGAGAUUUUUGGAGUUCUAAUACUAUUGAUCUGUAUCUACACCGUAGAUACUAUGACUUGGUUGAUCCUGAGUCACCUGAUAAUGGGAUUCUUAAAAAGGGAAGGGAAAUCUUCCUAACAGGAUGUUGUCUCCGGACUGCUGCUGAAGGCUCUGGUUGUAGACGACUUUUGCCAACAGAAUACCUUGUGAUACUGUUAGAUGAGAAUCUAGAUGAGGAUGCAAUGCUUCUAGGAGCUCAGUUUUGUUCGGAUACUUUCUCCUCCAUCUCACAUGAUGCAGUUAAUAAUAGUGGGGCUGCAUAUUCUUUUUAUGCAAGGAUUGAAUCGAUUGGCUUAAUGGGAACUCGUGGAAGGUUUAGUGGUGUACAGCCAAAGCAAAUAACUCUUGUUGAUAAUGAAGGUGUCAACAUAAAGUUUAUCUUGUGGGGAGAGCAGCUUCUCCUUGUCAAUCUUUUCAGUGUUGGAGGCAUGCUUGCACUGGAUAGACCUUGGGUUGCAAGUGCUGUAGAGAGCAAUAUCGAAAUUUCUGAGGAGCUCUUCCUAGAAUACGGUACUGCUACACAACUAUAUUUGGUUCCCUUCAUUCCACGUGAGGAACAGAUAUGCAUCGCGUCCACUCAAAACCGAAGUCAAGGAUCAAGGGCACUGAAUGCAACAAGUCAUACCCAGGGACCUAAGGUUUCUCAAGUGAUGUUACCCUGCAACUCUGAGGGCACUAUUGACUUUAGUAACUAUCCUUUUCGAACAUUUGUGAUUGAUCUACAUGACAAGAUGACUAGCGUCAGCCUUUAUGGAAUUGUUACAAAUAUGUUUCGAGAAAUUAAAACUGGGGAAACUGUUUUUGUCUUGCAAAUUGAAGAUAAAACAGGAGCAAUAACAGCCAAGCUGCAUUUUGUCACAUCUUGGUCACUUGGAAGAUUGAACCUUGGGCACACAAUCUACAUAUCUGGAUUGACAUGCUAUAUGACACCACAAAAACUGAUUGAAGUUUCAUGGUUUGAGAAGGACGUUGGAGCUUCUUUAGUUAACCUAAGUUGCUCGCCUUCAUUGCUGAACUCAUCUUGUCUUCACAAGUUGUCUUGCCUUUCUGAUCUCUCCGGUCUGACUAAUAUCACACGUAUAUGCAUUGUUCGACUUGCUCAAGUUGAACAUUUUCAUGUGAACUCAAGAUUUUCACAUUCCCUUUGUGGCCAUUUUGCGAAUGAAAUGCCGGAUGGAUACCUGCAAUGCAAUUUCUGUCAUUUUGCUUGUGAUGAUGAAGUUUUUCAUACUUUCCAUUUGAAAAUACCGCUUGUUGAUGAUAGCACAAAGAUUUUGGCAUGGUGUACUGGCCCAGCUGCUGCAGAAUUGCUGCAAAUUUCUCCCGAUGAAUUUUAUGAGCUGUCCGAGGAUGAACAAGCUAUGUAUCUAUACACACUAGUGAAUGAAAAAUUCAUUGUCACAAUUGUGAACUGCAGCAGACAAGAAGAAAAUUACGGAGAUAUAGAUAAUUUGAGUCGCGAAAAUGAGUCAGUUAUUUGGGAAAUUGCUCAUGCUUUGAAAUGCGAGUAAACUACUAAGAAUUCAAUUCUCAAGCCUUGCAAGACUGUCUCCUCGCAGAACCUGAAUUCCCUCUGAUAAGCAGAAAAUGACCAUAUGCUUCUUUGAAGGCCAAAAAAGUAAAAGGCUUUGUUCUUUUUCUUUCCCUUUUUUAUUAAUAUAUACAGUGGAUAAUAUUUUAUAUUAUAGCACUCGAAGAUCAAUGCAUCAUAUAUUCAUAUU